Molecule: messenger RNA, 894 nt
Organism: Exophiala viscosa
Lineage: Eukaryota; Fungi; Ascomycota; Eurotiomycetes; Chaetothyriales; Herpotrichiellaceae
Product: ketoreductase
Exons: 3
Coding region: 1-894 (297 amino acids)
Cellular component (GO): cytosol
Molecular function (GO): aldose reductase (NADPH) activity; oxidoreductase activity, acting on NAD(P)H as acceptor
Source: RefSeq, a predicted model, not a curated record
AUGGCUAAGCUGGAACUCAACAUCCCUGAUCUUACUCUGCCUGAUGGCAAUAAGAUACCCAUGAUAGGUUAUGGCACGGGCACAGCAUGGUACAAGAAUGAUGAAAACUCUCCCAAAGACCAAGGCUUGAUCGAUGCAGCGAAAACCGCGAUCAAAGUCGGAUAUUACCAUCUCGAUGGAGCUGAAGUGUACAACACAGAAGAGGAACUAGGUCAAGCCAUCAAAGAAAGCAAAGGGCCCCGUGAAAAGCUCUAUGUGACGACCAAAGUCAUUACUCACAUUGACGAUAUUCCUGCUGCCAUCGAUCGAAGUCUCAAGAAACUCGGACUUGAUCAUGUUGAUCUGUACCUCAUUCACGCACCUUUCUUCGCCAAGGGCGACAAGAAGGCGCUUCAAGCGAAAUGGGCCGACAUGGAGCAGGUCGCCGCCUCAGGCAAGGCCAAGAGCAUUGGAGUGAGUAACUUUCGUAAGGUCGAUCUCGAUGCUAUUCUUGAAACUGCCAAGGUCCGCCCUGCUAUCAAUCAGAUUGAAUUCCAUCCUUACCUUCAACAUGGAGACUUGCUGGCAUACCACAAGAACAAAGAUAUCAAGGUCGCAGCAUAUGCACCUCUGACUCCCGUCACCAAAGCGAAAGGAGGUCCCCUUGAUGGGUACCUUGAGCAACUGGCCAAGAAAUAUGGUGUGAACCCUGGAGAGAUCUUGUUGCGCUGGUGCAUUGAUCAAAACGUUGUCGCAAUCACCACCAGUUCAAAAGAGCAGAGAAUGAGUGACAUGCUCAGAAUCUUUACCUUCAAGCUCACAUCCAAGGAAGUGGAUGAGAUUUCGACCACGGGCAACACUCAUCACCAUCGAGCAUUUUGGAACCACAUCUUUGAUGACAAUGACCGAACUUGA